Molecule: messenger RNA, 3542 nt
Organism: Haplochromis burtoni (Burton's mouthbrooder)
Lineage: Eukaryota; Metazoa; Chordata; Actinopteri; Cichliformes; Cichlidae
Product: chromaffin granule amine transporter
Exons: 15
Coding region: 149-1726 (525 amino acids)
Biological process (GO): aminergic neurotransmitter loading into synaptic vesicle; transmembrane transport; xenobiotic transport
Cellular component (GO): terminal bouton; synaptic vesicle membrane
Molecular function (GO): xenobiotic transmembrane transporter activity; serotonin:sodium:chloride symporter activity
Source: RefSeq, a predicted model, not a curated record
UCAGAUUGAAUCUUCUUCUUCUUCGGUGCUCUUUCAUCCUCAUGUUUUGUCUGCACAGCUUUAAAUAAUUAAACAUCCAGUAGGAGCUGUCUCAGAUGGAGGACCACAUGUUGUUGUUGUUACUGAUUACAGUUACUGCCUGCUCUGAAUGAUCUGUCUCCGUCCUGUAGUACCGAUCAUCCCAACAUUCCUCUAUGCCAUCGAGCAUCCGAGUCCAGAGCCACAGACCGCCCAGCCCUCCCUGCUCCCUCUGCGCGGCCUCGAUGCAUCACGUCUGGGCACUGCACCCUCACGGCCCCCCUCCUCCGCCUUCAGCCUCCAGACCUCCAGACGGACCUCCCAGCGCCUCCACCUGCCUCGGCCCAGUACCGGUGCACCGGUCCAGGUUACAGGGCCGACCCUAUCAGCUCUGGUGUCCCUGUUUGAUAACUCGACCUUCAGCCUGACUGACGCGAGCGCCGGCACCGAACCGGCGGACCGGACCUCAGUGACCGCGGAUGUGCAGGGCAACGAGACCGAAGGCUCUUCCUGUCUUCAGGACAGUUUGUUUCUGGAAGAAGAAAAUGUUCGAGUUGGUUUGUUGUUUGCUUCUAAAGCUAUCAUCCAGCUGCUCGUCAACCCCUUCGUUGGUCCACUGACUAACAGGAUCGGGUAUCACAUCCCCAUGUUUGCUGGUUUCAUCAUCAUGUUUGUGUCAACCAUCAUGUUUGCCUUCUCAGGGACGUACGCUCUGCUGUUCGUCGCUCGCUCUCUGCAGGGGAUCGGCUCGUCCUUCUCUUCAGUGGCAGGUCUGGGCAUGCUGGCCAGCGUGUACACGGAUGAUGAGGAGAGAGGCAUCGCGAUGGGCGUGGCACUGGGAGGACUGGCUAUGGGAGUCCUGAUCGGAGCGCCUUUCGGCAGCGUGAUGUAUGACUUUGUGGGGAAGAGCGCCCCCUUCCUGAUCCUGGCCUUCCUGGCUGUGUUCGAUGGAGCGUUGCAGUUGUGCAUCCUGCAGCCUUCAAAGAUCUCUCCUGGGAGUGUGGAGGGAACGCCGUUACUCACCCUGCUGAAGGAUCCGUACAUCCUCGUCAGUGCAGGGUCUCUGUGCUUCGCCAACAUGGGCGUGGCCAUCCUGGAGCCCACUCUGCCCAUCUGGAUGAUGCAGACGAUGUGCUCCCCGAAAUGGCAGCUGGGUAUUGCCUUCCUCCCUGCCAGCGUGUCCUACCUGAUAGGAACAAACCUGUUUGGUGUUCUGGCCAAUAAGAUGGGACGGUGGCUGUGCUCCAUGCUAGGGAUGUUUAUCGUUGGCAUCAGUCUGCUGUGUGUUCCCUUUGCCACCAGUAUCUACGGCCUGAUUGGACCAAACGGCGGUCUGGGAUUCGCGAUAGGUAUGGUGGACUCCUCCAUGAUGGCCAUUAUGGGCUACCUGGUUGAUAUCCGCCACGCCUCCGUCUACGGCAGCGUCUACGCCAUCGCUGACGUGGCGCUGUGCAUGGGCUUCGCCAUAGGGCCAUCCACAGGUGGCGCUCUGGUCCAGGCCGUGGGCUUUCCCUGUCUCAUGGUGUUCAUCGGGGUCAUCAACAUCCUGUACGCGCCGCUCUGCUUCCUGUUACGUAACCCUGCUGUCCGAGAAGAGAAAAUGGCGAUCAUUGAUCAGGAGUGUGUGAUGCACAGGAAAAGCUACAACACAGAGAGCCGUGAGUUUCCUCUGAGCGACUACAGCGAGGAGGAGGAGACGGAGGAGUGAUGCGCACAAGCUCGCCAAAACGUCCACAUCGUUAUACGCCACCUUCGUGUCACCUUUGCACUUCCUGAUCAUCAUUUAGUUGGUUUAGUUCAUCAGUGAUGUUUAGUUUAACUCUGACUCAUGCUAAGCUACUGUGAGCGAUCAGAAUCAGCCGAUGGUGGUUGAAGCGAUCUGGAUGUGAAUUUCAGAAUCUGUGUGUGCUGUUCUUGUGUUUCCUCCCACCUGCAGUCAAAGUGUUGAAACUGUACCUGUGUCUGACCUCUGACCUGUGUCACCAUUAAAAGCUGCCCUAACCUGGAGAGCAGCUGCUCACCUGUGUGUGCUUACCUGUCCAUCACAGUGUCAGGCUCACAGAACUCUGUGUGUGUUUUCAUGCUUAUCUUUCAUUUCCUGACUUCUUGUUGCUCCUGAAAGGAACGCGGCGCUCCAUCAGCUGGAAAGGCAAACAGGAAGUGUCUGUGCAGCUCUCAGCAGUUCACACGCAGCAGCGUUAUCAGUGACAGCUCAGAUGUUUUGUAGUUCAGGCAGGAGGACAUGCUGUCACUGUAAGCUGCUGACUCGGGUUCAGGACGUGUGUGGACCUCGAAGCCAAAGGUGAGGUCGGCCUGCUCGCUCCACCUUUUACCUGAAAUCAUCUCCACAGCUUCACUCUGACACGCUAAGCCUCAACGUUUCCUCACAUUUCAACUCAAAUCAGUGAAAGGAAGAAUAAUGUGUGAAGAGACGCCUCACUGCGUUACACUGCGCCCUCACAGGCUUGUGUGUGUGUAAUUACAUGCUGCCACAGCAGAUCACAGCUGCUUCAAAACAUUUCCUCCUGCUUUGAAAUCUGAAUAAACUCAUGCAGAGCUGAUCCCUGUGUGUGUGCGCUCAUCAAAGGCGUGUUUGACUCUGUUUCUGAUGUGGUCGUGCGUGUGUAAACAGGCAGGAAGUGCUUCACCUCGGUGUCUCUGACCCUGAUUGAUGGUAAAUAACAGAAGAAAACAUUUCAAAUGUGCUGCUAAUGUCCCCACAAACACGCCGCGGCGUGCGCGGGUCUCUGGUCGUCCCUCGUGCGCUGACAUGCUUCCUCAGAGUGAAGCGUGAGCUCACUGUGCAGUUAUCUGAAACCUUUAAUGACACUUCAGCUCGUUUAAUGCGAUGUUUCUGAUGUUUCAUUGAAACUAAUCUGACAUCUCAUUAAGCACUUUAGCUUUUCCGGGCCCGCGUACGCUUCCAGCUUUCCCACCUAUGAUUGUCAUCACAGCUCAAUCAGCCAAUAAACAUUUAUUCCCUGUGAAUGAACGACGGUAACUCCACACCGAGAUCUGACUCCAGCAGGCCGUGGGCAGAGAGGUGUGUCCCAACCAGCAGCUCUGUUUUCCCCAUGUCCACACUCACAUGACGCCUGAAGCUGGAAGCUGAGCAGAUCUCAUGUGACAGCUCAGGUCAGCUGAUCCAGUUACCUUCCUUUUACAAUCAUCAGUUUCUACACAUCUCACACCUCCAGUAAAAUAUGAACUCUGUAUUUAUUUUGUUGUGAAGUUUAGAUGUUCUCCUCGUGUCUGGGUGGGCUCUCCAGCUUUCCAAACAGGUGUGUGUGUGUGUGCCUAGAUUUAAAUAGUGCUAAUAAAAACAAAUAAAAGCAAAGCAAAUAUUUCUUACAUCUUGAAUAACAGCGUGUACAGCAGGACAUUCCUUUUUUUAAUAUUCAUAACAAAAUUAUUUAGUUUGAAUGAGCAGGGUCACAGCGAGGGAAACAUAAAAAUGCGAUAUAAUAAGGUGCAAACAGACAUUCAACAAUAAAGUUUGAGUUUCUAACAAGCCUGAAAGUGAA